Messenger RNA from Synchytrium microbalum, 867 nucleotides. RefSeq lists its product as uncharacterized. The coding region runs from base 1 to 867 and encodes 288 amino acids. NCBI's taxonomy places the organism in Eukaryota, Fungi, Chytridiomycota, Chytridiomycetes, Synchytriales, Synchytriaceae. Gene Ontology annotation, cellular component: Golgi apparatus. The record is from RefSeq and is a predicted model, not a curated record. The transcript is spliced from 9 exons.
AUGGGCCUAUGCAAAUGCAGGAAUGUGACUAAUCUCUUUUGCUUUGAGCACCGAAAGAAUGUCUGUGAAAAGUGUAUCUUAUCAGAUCAUCCAAGAUGUGUUGUUCAAAGUUACCUCGCAUGGCUACAAGACUCGGAUUACGACGCCCUGUGUAAACUAUGUAAACAGCAGCUGACUGGAGAUGUCGUUAGAUUGACAUGUUUUGACUUGUUCCAUGUCGAUUGCAUCAACUCUCAUUGCGCAAAACUCCCUGAACAUACCGCUUCUGCUGGAUAUUCUUGUCCAUCUUGCCACGUACCCAUUAUUCCACCCGACAAUGUAAACUCCCAGAUCGCUGAAUUGGUCAGGAAUACAUUCCGAGAUGCUUCUUGGGCUCAACACAUCAUAUCCAAACGAGUGACACCAGCACCACAAGAUCCACGGCUAGAACCAUCACUGAAUCCCAUAAAUAAUAGUAGUAGCAACAGUAACUCUCAACUGGGAGGCACUUCAACAUCUAUUCAGUCAAAUAUUGCAUCUACAUCAUCUAUAUCAAGGUUACCGACAUCACCAAUAGUGACGAAUGGUAUACAUAUGGGGGGAAUACCGCCUAAAACUCCUCCAGGACCAAGAAAGUCAUUGACGAAGUUUAUAUCAACAAGGAGUUCCAAGGACGUGGAUGAUGACAAGUAUUCUCGAAAAGAUUCUGGUGGAGAUUGGUCGUCCAUGCUCCUCUCUACAUUUCAGUCACGAUUGACGACAAGACGGAUCAUUGUAUUGGUGGUGGUUGCACUAGCUGUUGUAAUUUUGGGUAGAAUGGCAUUUGCUCCUAGCAGUGGUGCAAGCAAGACGUCAGCAGAUGAUCUUGAUGUUGAUGAAGCAGAAUAG